AUGCUUAGUCACUGUUGUUUCUGUAUCAAUCUCAAAACUGCAACUUUAUUAUUAGCCGUCUUGGGCACCAUUAGUCAUCUUUAUGGUGCUUUAACCUUGACUGCAUUAUCGGAUGAAUUCGAAGAUACUGAUAUGGGUGCAGUCUUUGGUUUGACUGCUUACUCCUAUCUCUCUGGAUUUGCUUGUUUAGCAGGUGCUAUUGGUGUUAUUAAAAAUAACGUUAAACAUCUUAAAUUCUUCUCCAUUUAUUAUUGGGCAGACCUUGUGUUACAUACUUUCUUUUCGGUAGCCAGUGCCGUCUUACUCUUCAGUCUUGAUCGUGAAAUUUGCAAGGAAAUUGUGAGUGAAGUCAAGGAUGAUGAAUUAGACAUGAAUACAUGUGAAUCUAUUUAUAUUUCAAGCGCAUGGAUUGUUACAUUAGCUAUGGCUAUUAAUAUGCUCCUGAAGCUUCAUUUUGCCUUCGCUAUUCAUUCUUACACUCAUCGUGUCCAACAAGAGACAAGCAUGGAUACUAUUGAAGAACGUGUCAUCGUUGCACCUUAUCCCGCUGCCCAAAUCUCCAAAGAACAACCUAUCUUUGUUGCAGGUCAAGAAUUUAUUUCUGAUGAAAAGAAGCAACAACAGUAG
This is a messenger RNA of Rhizopus microsporus ATCC 52813, 627 nucleotides long. RefSeq lists its product as uncharacterized. Bases 1 to 627 code for a protein of 208 amino acids. The transcript is spliced from 4 exons. The record is from RefSeq and is a predicted model, not a curated record. Lineage: Eukaryota; Fungi; Mucoromycota; Mucoromycetes; Mucorales; Rhizopodaceae.